AUGUCUGGGUUUGAGAGCUUCAACACAGAGUUCUUCCAGACCAGCUACAGCAUCGAUGACCAGACCCAGUCUUACGAUUACAGCGGAAGGCCCUACAACAAGCACUAUGGAGGCUACGAGUAUGCACAGCAGAGUGGAUUUGUCCCUCCAGAGAUGGUGCCACAGCAGCAGCCUUACACCGGGAAGAUCUUCCAGCCAACACAGUCCUAUGCUCCCACCUCUGCACAGGCUUUCUAUGGAACUAACUUUGAGGAUGAGCCUCCUCUACUAGAAGAAUUGGGGAUCAACUUCGACCACAUCUGGCAGAAGACACUAACAGUGCUGCACCCAUUAAAAGUAGCAGAUGGCAGCAUCAUGAAUGAAACGGACUUGGCUGGACCAAUGGUUUUCUGCCUGGCUUUUGGAGCCACCUUAUUGCUGGCUGGCAAAAUCCAGUUUGGUUAUGUGUAUGGAAUAAGUGCAAUCGGCUGCUUGGGGAUGUUUUGUCUCCUGAACUUAAUGAGCAUGACAGGAGUCUCCUUUGGCUGUGUGGCCAGUGUCCUGGGUUACUGCCUGCUUCCCAUGAUCCUGCUCUCCACUUUUGCUGUUGUAUUUUCCUUGCAGGGGGUGAUGGGGAUCAUUCUGACAGCUGGAAUCAUUGGCUGGUGCAGCUUCUCUGCUUCCAAAAUCUUUAUCUCCACCUUAGCGAUGGAAGGACAACAGCUGCUGGUGGCGUACCCCUGCGCUCUCCUCUAUGGGGUCUUUGCUCUCAUCUCCGUCUUUUGAACAGACUGUCCACACUGUUGGACUCCAGUGGGCCAAAAUCAAACCCAUCCACUUGGAACCUUGAGCUGGACCAGAAGCAGCUGCGAACAACUGUGUGGUGUUGCUUUCUCCAACCUCAGACCUGUUCAGGAUCAGCUGGAACAAUGAAAACACAACGUCUGCUGUUCACUUCUCUUGGACUUUGAAUAUUGUUUCCAGUGACCUGAGGUGUCAGCUUUAAUAAGUGUCCAUGCUCACCAACUUCAUGUCAUUCCUUGCCCACUUCUGUAUCUUUAGAAGACAUUUGGUUCUUUGAGGGUUGGGUUUUUUGUUUGGUUUGGGUUAUUUUUUUAGGGGAGGGAGAAGGGCUGCAGUUAUCAAUAGCUAAGAUUUUUAUCCCCAGUAAUUAACAGAAAGGUUGCAGUUAUCAGUUGGUAAGAUUUUUAUCCCCAGCAGUUAACUGAAGGGUUGCAGUUAUCAGUUGGUAAGAUUUUUUUAUCCCCAACAAUUAACAGAAAAGUUGCAGUUAUCAGUUGAUAGUUUUGUGUCCUCAACAAUUGACAGGAGGGUUGCAGUUACCAAUUGAUAGAUUUUUACCCCCAACAGUUAACAGAAGGGUUGCAGUUACCAAUUGAUAGAU
Molecule: messenger RNA, 1384 nt
Organism: Indicator indicator
Lineage: Eukaryota; Metazoa; Chordata; Aves; Piciformes; Indicatoridae
Gene: YIPF5
Product: Yip1 domain family member 5
Exons: 5
Coding region: 1-765 (254 amino acids)
Biological process (GO): vesicle fusion with Golgi apparatus; regulation of ER to Golgi vesicle-mediated transport; endoplasmic reticulum to Golgi vesicle-mediated transport
Cellular component (GO): membrane; trans-Golgi network
Source: RefSeq, a predicted model, not a curated record